Molecule: messenger RNA, 1237 nt
Organism: Panicum hallii
Lineage: Eukaryota; Viridiplantae; Streptophyta; Magnoliopsida; Poales; Poaceae
Product: anamorsin homolog
Exons: 8
Coding region: 190-981 (263 amino acids)
Biological process (GO): iron-sulfur cluster assembly
Cellular component (GO): cytoplasm
Molecular function (GO): S-adenosylmethionine-dependent methyltransferase activity; iron-sulfur cluster binding
Source: RefSeq, a predicted model, not a curated record
GGAUAUUAGUCUAUUGGUGCUUGCCGGAAGCUUCGAGAGGGAGGAGGCUUACGCAUUCCCUAAUUACCGCCCCGACCCACGAACCCAAAUCCCAAUUUCGCUUCCCCAAUCGAUCGCCCAGGGUUUCCUCCGCCGCUCGUCAGAUCCGCUCCCUGUUCCUCCUCGUCUCAGGUGGCUUUGUCUGACCCCAUGGCGGCGGCGCUCGCGGUGACGGACGAGGUGGCGCUGCCGAUCCGGGCGGUCGGGGAUCUGGCCGCAGCCGCCGAUGUUUCGCGGGAGGAGGUGGCCGUCAUCACCCAGUGCGCGUCGCUUGGUGGGAAGUUGCCUUUUGAAGAUGGAUCAGUUGGUGCUGUUCUUGCUGUCAUUAAAAAUGUGGAAAGCUUGAGGGAACAGUUGGUUGCUGAGAUUAACCGGGUGCUGAAAGCUGGCGGAAGAGUACUGGUGCAGAGCUCCGCACCCUUCUCCAGUCAGAAGCCAAACACUGAUAUUGAACGCAAGCUGCUGAUGGGGGGAUUUGUUGAACUGCAAGCAUCUGCUUCAAGCUCGCAGGAUACUGUGCAGUCUGUUACUGUUAAGGCAAAGAAGGCCAGCUGGAGUGUGGGUUCUUCUUUCCCCCUUAAGAAAGCAACAAAGGCCCUUCCUAAGAUUCAAAUUGAUGAUGACUCAGAACUUAUUGAUGAAGACAGCCUCUUGACUGAGGAAGACCUGAAGAAACCACAACUUCCAGUUGUUGGGGAUUGUGAAGUGGGGGCAACAAGGAAGGCAUGCAAGAACUGUACUUGUGGCAGGGCUGAGGCUGAGGCAAAAGUAGAGAAGCUAGAGCUCACUGCCGAGCAGAUCAACAAUCCUCAGUCAGCUUGUGGCAGUUGUGGGUUGGGUGAUGCCUUUCGAUGUGGCACCUGUCCGUACCGAGGUCUCCCUCCUUUCAAGCCUGGAGAGAAGGUUUCCUUGUCUGGCAACUUCCUUGCUGCAGACAUAUGAUGGCAUCAGAUACAAUUGAACAUGGGCAAGAGCAGGAUACAGGAAUUACCUUGGUCAUUUUGUUCGUUCAUCUGGAUGUUAAGUUGAUGGUUAAGUAGUGUUGCAUACAGGAAGAACAAUCGAAAUGAAGUAGCUCUAUUAGCCUGUAUGUGUGCGUUUGACUCGAGUUCGAUCUCUUUGUAUGCACACGUGUGCUGGUUGUUUGAUAUUAAACCAUUGGCGGCCUAUCUAUUAUCUACCAAUUUUAUCUAAAGCU